UGGGUAAACUCUGCGACCUUUUCCCCAGAUGGAAAGUUCCUCGUCAUUAGCUGCCUCGCCUCGGACCACCUAUACAUAUGGGACGUUUCCGCUAUCGUCAACGAAGCUGGCCUUCCAUCAGAUAUCGUUGAUGCUACACCACGACCAGCGCCAAAGAUGAAAUGUACUCCUCAAAUACCUCCAGGGUUUUUUGACGAUGCACUGCGAGAGGCUAAUUUGCGUACUCGUCUAUCCCAAUCCCAUGGGCCGCAUAACCACCCCACUCCAGCACCACGUCAACGCACCCUCAGUCCUUUUUCCUCCUUUUGGCGCCGCUCCAAGUCACAUGGAGCAACUGAACGCGACACCCAAUCCCAAUCCCGACCUUUUAGCUGGACUCGAGACCUAGCAUUCGGCAUACUACGCAGACGAGAUGGAUCGGACAUUGAGUUGCGAGAGGUCGAGGUCCCGUGCACAGCGGGAAAGCCUAGAUACUAUCACGCCAGAAAGAAGAAGCCAGCUGCCAGCUCAUCUCGAGCCACCAAUGCUCAUACCACGCAACAACCCAGCGGAGCAGCACAGAGCACAUCGUCAUCAUCACAGCAAUCACCUUCCACUACCGCUGCUUCGACAUUUCCCGCAGUCACUAGUGCCGCAGGGACAACAGGAACACUCUCGCAUCCUUAUAUCCCUGUUGCUGGAUGGCGCGUUCGUUUUGUGGGCUGGUUGUGUUGUAUGCCUAUUCAGAACACAAGGGGUGAACAUUAGUGACGCAGUUCCAACUACCGCAUUGGCUACUAGAACGAGGCCGCAACACAAUAUCACUGUAAUACAGGACACGUUUCUUGUUCCUUAUUGUCAUUUUCUAUCGUUUACUACGCGACCUGGCGCGAUCCAGUGGACAACUAUUACAAGAUGACUCCUUUGUCACCUGCAGACUCUCCCCCCCUCUAAUCCAAGAAUCUCAAUUGUCACAUUCAGAUCGCUCUGGAUCUGCUGCUUGAGGACGCUAAGACAGACAACCAGUGCAUGAACAAAGGGUUUUCCUAUACCGCCUUGUUCGCCAC
Messenger RNA from Suillus subalutaceus, 1046 nucleotides. RefSeq lists its product as uncharacterized. The annotation marks the transcript as partial. The record is from RefSeq and is a predicted model, not a curated record. The transcript has 4 exons. NCBI's taxonomy places the organism in Eukaryota, Fungi, Basidiomycota, Agaricomycetes, Boletales, Suillaceae.